Molecule: messenger RNA, 2396 nt
Organism: Otolemur garnettii (small-eared galago)
Lineage: Eukaryota; Metazoa; Chordata; Mammalia; Primates; Galagidae
Gene: WSCD1
Product: WSC domain containing 1
Exons: 9
Coding region: 373-2100 (575 amino acids)
Molecular function (GO): sulfotransferase activity
Source: RefSeq, a predicted model, not a curated record
UUUCAGGAAGACCGGGUUAGAGACACUGCCACCUGCUCCUGCCGCCUCUGCUGUCCUCGGCCUCCAGGAGCAUCUUAGCAGCCAGCUCUCGAUUUCUGAGGCAAGAGAUGAGGGUCAAUAAAGCCCAGGGAUGGAGAAGCCUAUGACAUCUGACCAGAAGCUGCCACUGCAGGGCGCAGUGGCUACUGGAGAUGAGUGAUGCUGCCACCUGAGCACUGCUGGAAACAGCAGGAGCAGUGACCACAGGAGAACAUAGGCAGGUGCCAAGACUCAGAAUGCAGGGAUGAUGGCUCUAGAGGCUCCGGCCUUCCUCCCACCCGGGCGCUAGGAGCCAUUCCCGGGCUCCACCUGGGAGCCCUGCUGCCCAGGGGCAUGGCCAAACCUUUCUUCCGACUCCAGAAGUUUCUCCGCAGAACGCAAUUCCUGCUGUUCUUCCUCACGGCUGCCUACUUGAUGACCGGCAGCCUACUGCUGCUGCAGCGGGCCCGAGUGGCCCUCCCCCAGGGCCCCCGGGCAUCUGGCCCCCUGCAGACCUUGCCAGUGGCUGCUGUGGCGCUGGGUGUGGGCUUGCUGGACAGCAGAGCCCUGCACGACCCCCGCGUCAGCCCAGAGCUGCUGCUUGGCGUGGACAUGCUACAGAAACCCAUGGCCCAGACCAGGCCUGGCCCUCGCUGGCUCCGGAGCCGCAACUCAGAGCUGCGCCAGCUGCGGCGCCGCUGGUUUCACCACUUCAUGACUGACUCCCCGGGCCCACCCAUGGUCCUUGAGGUGCCCCCCAGGCCAGUUACCCGCAGCCGAGGCACAUAUGUUGGAUGUUUCAGUGAUGACGGCCAGGAGAGGACUCUGAAAGGGGCUGUGUUUUACGACUUGAGAAAGAUGACCGUCUCCCACUGUCAGGAAGCAUGUGCCGAGCGGUCCUAUAUCUAUGCUGGCUUGGAGGCUGGUGCGGAGUGCUACUGCGGGAACCGGCUCCCUGCCGUGAGUGUCAGGCCGAAGGAGUGUAAUCAUCAAUGCAAGGGGGAGAAGGGCUCCGUGUGUGGGGCCGUCAACCGGCUCUCUGUGUACCGCGUGGAUGAGAUGCAGCUGGGCCCCAAGAAGCGGCGGACUGCCACCUACAGAGGCUGCUUCCGACUGCCAGAGAACAUCACACACGCCUUCCCCGACUCCCUGACACAGAUUAAUGCAACCGUGGAGACAUGCUCAGGAUUUUGUUCCCAGAAAGAGUUCCCCUUGGCCGUCCUCAGGGGCUGGAAAUGCUACUGUGCUUACCCUACUCCCCAGUUCAGCCUACGGGAUGCCAUGGACAGCUCCCUAUGUGGCCAGGACCCUGAGGUCCAGAGGGUGGCAGAUUACUGCGAGGUCUACCAGACGCCUGUGCAAGACACUCGGUGCACAGACAGAAGGUUUCUGCCUAACAAAUCCAAAGUGUUUGUGGCUCUGUCCAGCUUCCCAGGUGCUGGAAACACGUGGGCACGGCACCUUAUUGAGCACGCCACUGGCUUCUAUACAGGGAGCUACUACUUUGAUGGGACCCUCUAUAACAAAGGGUUUAAGGGAGAGAAGGACCACUGGCGGAGCCGGCGCACCAUCUGUGUGAAAACCCAUGAGAGUGGUAGAAGGGAGAUUGAGAUGUUCGAUUCUGCCAUCCUGCUGAUCCGGAACCCAUACAGGUCCCUGGUAGCUGAAUUCAACAGAAAGUGUGCUGGGCACCUGGGCUAUGCCACUGACCGUAACUGGAAGAGCAAAGAGUGGCCAGACUUUGUCAACACCUACGCGUCAUGGUGGUCAUCACACGUGCUGGACUGGCUUAAGUAUGGGAAGCGGCUGCUGGUGGUGCACUAUGAGGAGCUGCGGCACAGCCUGGUGCCCACACUGAGGGACAUGGUGGCCUUCCUCAACGUGUCGGUCAGCGAGGAGCGGCUGCUCUGCGUGGAGAACAACAAGGAGGGCAGCUUCCGGCGGCGUGGCCGACGCCCCCACGACCCUGAACUCUUCACCCCCGAGAUGAAGGAUUUGAUCAACGGCUACAUCCGGACAGUGGACCAGGCCCUGCGUGACCACAACUGGACUGGGCUGCCCAGGGAGUAUGUGCCCAGAUGAUAGGCCCUGGCCAGCGCCGCCCACCCUGCUGAGAGACGCAGAGUCACUCCAGGGCUGCAGGCCCACAUCGCUGCCCAGGCCUGUGGCUUUGCUGUGACGCUCAGUCGGCAGGGAGGCCACUGGGGUGCUGCCUCACACCCAGGGAGACCAGGAUACAGAUGGGCAUCAUGGGGCAGACACAAUGGACACACACUCCUCGCCAGACACCCACACCUUCUCAGACACACUUAGAUACCACUCCAUGUUCACAGUGCCUGUACUGAUGCAGCAAAGCCACCAUGCAGGGUGUGCCAGGC